Molecule: messenger RNA, 585 nt
Organism: Symbiodinium sp. CCMP2456
Lineage: Eukaryota; Dinophyceae; Suessiales; Symbiodiniaceae
Source: the annotation of a GenBank genome assembly
AUGCAGGAAUGGUGGGAUGUCAAAGGUGAGAUCAAGCGCUUACCAGCAGAUUAUGUUCCGGAGAAUGUUUUCAAAGUUGGGUUGGCGCCCUCCCCACUACGAUCCCUUUCAGACGACCCGAAAAAAAUUCGUGUCGAUGCCGCCCACACGUGGGCGAUCAACGGAAUUGGGAAGGACCUAUACUCAAGCUCACUGGUUUUGGGGGCAAGAAUGGGCUUCUUCGGGGCUGGAUCCAUGGAUGCACGGCUGAAAGUCGCUUAUUCUCGGUUCGACAAAUUCUGCAAAGAAAAGAAGAAGUAUACCAGCAUCGAUGCCUUCAACUUCAUGUACACAACCUUUCCAGCUGGGUUGGGCAAAGGGCACGAUUGUGCCAUCGUUGGUGCCUGGCUGGAAUCCGAGCUGUGGAAGGUGGACGCAGCCUCGAUCGAAUCGAAGUACGUGCCACUAUUCGAUGCGAUGCGGUUUACAGUAGAUGCUACUGGGAAGUUCUGGCGCUGCAUUUACAACCAUGGAAUGUGGAUCCCUCGCUCUGCUGCUCAUGAAUGCUGCAAGAACGGGUGGCUUGUCGCCGUGCCCUGGCUGUAA